Molecule: messenger RNA, 620 nt
Organism: Mytilus californianus (California mussel)
Lineage: Eukaryota; Metazoa; Mollusca; Bivalvia; Mytilida; Mytilidae
Product: CD209 antigen-like protein C
Exons: 5
Coding region: 44-496 (150 amino acids)
Molecular function (GO): signaling receptor activity
Source: RefSeq, a predicted model, not a curated record
UUUUUGCGAUCCAUGUUUUGAUAAGCCGUGCAAAUCCGGAGAAAUGUGUCAAACUGUGUCGCGAGGGAACAGUGUUUGUAUUAAAGAUUAUAAGAGUUCUUAUUGUGAAGAUGACUGGCUGUAUUUUGGUGGAUUUUGUUAUAACUUUCGGAACAUACAGAAAUCUUGGCAAAGUGCACAGGAAGAUUGUAAAGACAGAAACUCAAAUUUAAUAAAGGUAGAAAAUGAAGUAGAAAACAGCUGGAUCGUGUCUACUUUUCUGACAGCACAGACCAUUGAUAUACUAUGGAUUGGUGCAAGCGAUAUUUUAAAUGAGGGUCAAUGGCUUUGGGUUUCUGAUGGCUCAAAUCUAACAUUUUCACUUUGGAAUGACUACGAACCAAAUAAUUCUGGAACCGGUGAAGAUUGUUCUGUUGUUAAACAAACAGGCAUGGGAUGGAACGAUAUACCUUGUGACCAUACCGAACAAUACCUUUGUAAAAAGAAAUCCCGAUGAAAUAAAAUAGAUGGCUUUCCAUGAGGUCAACUACUACAGUAAUUAAAAGAACAGAGACUUGUCCAAUAUGUAAAUUUAUAUUGUUCCAAUAAAACUUGAUGGGCUGAUAUCAUUAAACUAAAAU